ACAGAGACCAUGAUAUAAACGUCAUUUGUUUGGAUGGAAACAAGCACAGAGUGAUUUUUUUAAGAAAAUGACGAACGAAACGCCGACAACUGAGGGUCAACCAGGAGAAGAAGAACCUGUAGAAGAAGUAGAGGUUUUGCUUCCGAAUACUACUAUUGUAACCCACUGUGUAUUGAAAAACGAUGUUGAGAGACUUGUGAAAUGUUUUGAAAGCGAUGAGGACCCAUAUAAAGAGACAGUAGCCGAACUAAUAAACCAGCGUGAUGAGGAUGGGAAGACACCUCUCGACGUAGCAGCCACAUUAGGUCGUGUAGAUAUUGCUAAGGAACUUAUUACAAGAGGAGCCGAUGUGAAUUCUGUAACAACAAAGGGAUAUUGUUCCCUUCAUCAUGCCAGUGCCUGGGGACGUAUUGGUGUACUUAAAGUUCUCAUUGAAGCUCAGGCUGGACUACAACAGAGAAACACAAAUAAUGAACGACCAAGAGAGACAGCACUUCGAUACAACCAAACAGAAUGUGUAGAUUACUUAGAUUGGGCAGAAGCUAGAGUGGCUCUACAGGAUGCUAUCCGCAAUGCCCAGGAGACAAUCGCAGAUCCAGAGAAGGUCCAAGGCAGACUCACUAAAGAUGACAAGAACCUGACCCUGAACACGUGUAAGGAGAAGACAGAAUGGAUUGACAGUACUACAGAUGCUACCACACAGGACUUCCUCAUACAGAAACAGGCUUUUGAUGAAAUCCUUGCCCCUAUCUACCAGAAACUUUCAGAACCAGUGGAAACACCACAGAGAGGCCAGAAAAAAAGUAGAUAAGACUUGUAUGUUGGACAUGGAAGUUGGCAUCCAGUGAUUUGUCAUGCUACAAUAGAAGAGCUACAUUGACACAAACAUACAGUCCAGAUGUCGGCAUGCUUGGAAAAGACACACAAUAACAAUUACACUGUGAAAGUGAAUAUGAUAUAUAACCUGAUAGACUGAAGUCUGAACAAACUAUACCGUCCAUUUUUUAUUUAUUUUCAGUUCUUCAUGUUUUAAAACAAUGUAACUCAAUUUGUCACAUAUUCUACAAAAUGUUUUAUCUUUAUCAAAUAAAAUGUCUUUAAGAAAUGAAAUAUCUUUGGUAUCAAGCAUUUUAUCUUCCUACUAAUGCAAGUUAUCAGUGAAAUAAUCUUCCUUCUUCUAUUUUUUUUUGUGACAUAGAGGAUAUACACAUAUGUACUGAAUCAAUGAGGAUGACUCGAUCACAAGCACAAGUUACAAUGUAUCAAUGGUCUUAUUGGAAGGACAAACAUGUGAUAUAAUAUAAUCAAGUAAAGCCUCUACCAUGUGUAAAAGUUUUAGUAUUAAAGUCUCUGGAAGGCUUAUUUGUGUAACUAUUUAGCUUUUUUAUAAUUAAUGAAGGUGGCUUCUUUGAAGGCGGGGGUUUACUUGCGGAUAAAUACCCAGUUUCUCUCUAUAUACACUUAAUGGUUACCCUUCUCACAUAUACUCAAUAAGACCAUAGAUACAUUGUACCGUGUGUCUGUGUCUCACUGAUUGACAGUCUAUAUAUACAGCUGAGAUGGCAUAGACUAAAUAUGCACAUAUAAUUAAUAAUAUAUGUACAAUUAUUAAUAAUUUGUUUUUCAAGCGAUUGUGUGAGAAAGACAACUAAAAUACAAAUACAGUUUACA
Messenger RNA from Pecten maximus, 1671 nucleotides. RefSeq names its product ankyrin repeat domain-containing protein 45-like. Gene Ontology annotation, molecular function: protein binding. The transcript has 6 exons. The coding region runs from base 68 to 811 and encodes 247 amino acids. Lineage: Eukaryota; Metazoa; Mollusca; Bivalvia; Pectinida; Pectinidae. The record is from RefSeq and is a predicted model, not a curated record.